Messenger RNA from Zingiber officinale, 1561 nucleotides. RefSeq names its product aspartyl protease family protein At5g10770-like. NCBI's taxonomy places the organism in Eukaryota, Viridiplantae, Streptophyta, Magnoliopsida, Zingiberales, Zingiberaceae. Gene Ontology annotation, molecular function: aspartic-type endopeptidase activity. The coding region runs from base 4 to 1455 and encodes 483 amino acids. The record is from RefSeq and is a predicted model, not a curated record. Gene Ontology annotation, biological process: proteolysis. The transcript has 2 exons.
AAUAUGGUUCGUGCAGCACCACAACACUCAACUUUGUGGUGUAGUAAGAAUAUGGCUCCUCAUUUCUCUUCCUUUUCUUCAUCAUUAUUGAUAUUGCUCUUGGGUUUUAUAGUUUACAAAGCUGAUGCAACAGUACUCAGUGCUCAGCUUCACGUUGAUCUCAAAACUCUCCAGCCCAGAGAUUCUUGUUCGCCUUCAGUCAAAGGAGCAGGAGUCAGCUCCGGGAGCAACGGGACAAGCCUUCGCGUGGUUCACCGGCACGGCCCGUGCUCGCCGUUCGCCGGCCAACAGAAGCCGCUCUCCCAUGCUAAAAUCCUCGACCUGGACCAAGCCCGCGUUGACGACAUCCACCGCCGCGUCUCUCAGCACUCCAAGCCGCUAGCCGACUCCGCCGUUAAACUACCUGCCUCCAGCGGCGAAUACCUCGGCAUCGGCAACUAUGUCGUCACAGUCGGAUUCGGCACCCCAAAGAAGGACCAGAUCGUGAUCUUCGACACCGGAAGCAGCGUCUCUUGGAUCCAGUGCGAGCCCUGCGUCGUGUACUGCUACGAACAAGAAGCUCCCCUGUUCGACCCCUCCCUCUCUUCCACCUACGCCAACAUCUCCUGCGACUCCUCGUUCUGCGACGAGCUCGGCCAGUCCGGAUGCUCCGACUCCAACUGCGUCUACUACGUCCAAUACGGCGACAACUCGUCCACCCUCGGCUUCUACGCGCAGGACACGCUCACUCUCUCCUCCGUUGACAGCAUCCCCGGAUUCCGCUUCGGAUGCGGCCAGAGAAACACGGGCCUUUUUCACGGAAAUGACGGGCUCCUCGGCCUAGGCCGCGACAAGCCGUCCAUCGUAUCACAGACGUACACCCAGUACGGCGGCGUCUUCUCGUACUGCUUGCCACUCACCUCCAGCUCCGUCGGCUACCUGACCUUCGGUAGCUACCCCGCCGGCAAUCUCAUGCUCACGCCGAUGCUCUCCAAUCCAAGUUACCCUACGUUCUACUACCUUGAAUUGACAGGCAUCAGCGUGGGCGGACAACUGCUCUCGGUGCCUCCCUCUAUUUUCGACAACAGCGGAACUUUCAUCGACUCCGGCACGGUGAUCACACGGCUUCCGGACACGGCAUACUCUGCACUCAGGUCAGCCUUCCGGCAGGGAAUGACAGCAUACAAGUCCGUACCAGGGCCUGGACUACUAGACACGUGCUACGACUUCAGUGGCUCCGGCGGCCAAGCGAACAUCCCGACGGUGGCGCUACACCUGGGCGGUGGGGCUACCAUCAACCUGGAGGCGGCCGGAAUUCUCUACACGUUGAGCUCAUCGCAAGUGUGCCUCGCUUUCGCUGGCAAUGGAGACGACACCCGCAUGGGUAUCCUGGGGAAUACUCAACAGAAAGGCUUCAAUGUGCUCUACGAUAUCAACAAACGAGUUCUUGGGUUCGGCCCUGGAGGUUGCAGUUAGAUUAUAUUGUAUCAAAUCCAUGUCCUGGCAACGUAAUGUCCUACUAUGUCUAAAUCUAAUGGGUAUUUAAGGAAUAAUGACUGGAUGAUCCAGUGUUUUCUAGCAA